AUGGCGAUCCUCGAAGAAACGCAGCCUGAGCAAACCCAGAAUUCUCCUCCUCCUCCAAGCAAUCUCCCGCAAGAGAAGAAGAAUCAGGCGGCGGAGGAGAAACCCACUGCCCUGCUUCCAAAUUCUGGCAAUGGGCUCGAUUUGGACAAGUAUUCGUGGGGGCAGAGCCUCCAAGAGGUAGCGAUCACCGUUCCAGUCCCUCCCGGGACGAAAUCGAGGCAGAUAUCGUGCUAG
Linum trigynum is the source of this 234-nucleotide messenger RNA. The record is from the annotation of a GenBank genome assembly. NCBI's taxonomy places the organism in Eukaryota, Viridiplantae, Streptophyta, Magnoliopsida, Malpighiales, Linaceae.